AUGGGAAUUGAAAUGGCUGGUGGUGUUUAUUGUCCAUUAUCACCUCGAGAUCCACAACAUCGUUUGCAUACACUCACACAACAAACACAAAGUCGUCUUGUUCUUGUUCAUCAUUUAACCAAGAGCAAGUUUCAUUAUAAUAUUGUAAUACUUGAUAUUGAUUUAAUAGUGUGCGGCAACGAGAGAAGGGAUAAAGGUGCCGUCGAUGGACUAUCAAAUAUUUCAGUAAAAGAGGACGAUACGGCUUAUAUCAUCUUUACAAGUGGUUCAACAGGAACACCGAAAGUGGUUCAAGUGCGGCAUGGAAAUUUCAAUCAGUAUAUAUAUUCAUUAGUAUGUGGUGAUGUAUUGAAGGAGAAAGAUACAAUUAUACAAAUAGCGCGUUGUUCGUUUGAUGUUCAUGUUCAAGAAAUACUUGGUACAUUGACAACUGGGGCUACACUGGUCAUGCUGCAUUCAGGAGGUAUUACAGAUCCAAAGUAUCUUGCUGAUAUCAUCAAAAAAAAGAAUAUUACGUGCAUUACCGCUGUACCAACUAUUCUUCAAAUUUUAUUUGCUUUUCUGCAACAGUCUACUGAUGUGUCAGCUUUAAUGAGCCUGCGAUGCAUUUGCACUGGUGGUGAAAUGUGGUCUGACAGUCUGGUUACCUUAAUUUUUAGUUCAGUCGCGAAUGAUUGUAAACUGUGGAACCUUUACGGUCCAGCUGAAACAACUAUAGUUUGUACCGUCUAUAGAAUAAAUCUCAUGGCUAAUACACAAAGCAUUGCAAUUGGUAGACCGCUUUCUAAUUACCGAUGUAUGAUUAUGAAUCAAUAUUUACAAUCAUCUGUUACCGGCCAAGAAGGUGAACUACUUAUAGGUGGAGUGGGUGUCUUUGCUGGUUAUCUUGGACGUGAUGAUUUAACUGCAAAAGCUCUUGUUGAAGUAGAUGAUGAAAUAUUUUAUCGAACAGGUGAUCUUGUUAGAAUUGAUAGCAAUGGUCUUCUUCACUAUCAAGGAAGAAAAGAUCAUCAAAUCAAACUACAUGGACAAAGAAUUGAGCUUGGUGAAAUCGAACGAUGUUUACUUAGCAUUACAUCUAUUUCUGCGUGUGUUGUGAUGAAAUGGAAUGACGAUUAUUUAGUUGCUUAUGUUCAAUCUUCUCAUACCAACGAAGAACAACUACGUCAACAUUGUCAAUCUCAUCUUCCACCACAUAUGAUUCCAUCAAUAUUUAUUAUACUUAAUAAACUACCUCUGAAUCAAAAUGGUAAAAUAGAUCGAAAACUUCUUCCUUCACCUCACUUUUCAUCUAAACAUCUUACGAACAGUAUAGAACUAUUACUACCAAUAAAUGAUUUUGAAGUUAAUCUUCAUCGCAUUUGGUGUGAUAUACUAAAACAAAAUCAAAUCUCAACUGAUACAAAUAUAUUUACUAUUGGUGGUCAUUCAUUAAUUAUAAUGCAACUUUUUCAUCGAUACAAGAGCGAGUUUCAUUUAGAAACAAAUACUCUUUCUAUUACCGACUUAUUUCAACAUCCAACAAUUAUUCAUCAUGCUCAACUCAUUCA
This is a messenger RNA of Adineta steineri, 1550 nucleotides long. The record is from the annotation of a GenBank genome assembly. Lineage: Eukaryota; Metazoa; Rotifera; Eurotatoria; Adinetida; Adinetidae.